AUGCUCAAGUUACUAACAGUCUUAGCUUUGCUCUAUCUGAGCUGAGUUUCAUGCUUCUUGAAGGAAUCUACCAGAACUAGUGACUACAACGUGAAGAGUCUUUUAGAAGUCAAUAUUGGAGGCUAUAACUAUCUCAUUGACCAAAUUUGCUCGUUCUCCGAGAAUAAGAUCAAGCAACAAUUUAUUCUGCUUUCGAUAUUGUGACUGACUAUAAUGAAGGAAAAAUGAUGGUUUAUACCACUCAAUUGCUGAAUUGAUAUUUUUAAGUGUUGAGAAAGUUUGAAAUUCAAAAUUCCAUUCAUAAAAGAGAAAGCUUGAUUAAUUAUAAAAAUGGAUUAUCUUGGAGACAUUGGCAAGGAUUCUAAACAAUUGUGCAAUAGAAUUUUAGACUUAAAAUUAUCUUUAGAUUUAAUUCUGAAAUAACAACCAAACUGGACAAUGCUACUUUAAUGAAGUUCCAAAACUCAGUCUUGAAGAUUACUUCACAGACCUAAUGAGCAAUCAUUUCAGAUUCGCCGGGAACAAAGUCGGAUAUCCAAACGAGCCAGGAUCAAAGUCAAUGCUCUAUGUCCAGAUCAUUCAGAACGAGAAGGGUGAAGACGUUGCGUAUCCAGCCAAGUUCCACUCAUACCACCCUGACCAAGAGAUCUCAGAAAGCUACGGGAGUUAUCUCGAAACAGUUCAUUACAUCGAGGUGAGUCCAUCAGACUUUGAAUACCCCGAGUGUGUAGAGGCCUCUGAUGGUGAGAUUGAGCUUGCAUACUCACUUGGACUGUCAGGAGUACCUCUCAACUAUCUGCACAAGCCAAUGUAAAGCCAAGGUCAUUAGCUUUCUGGCCCAUAAUCAUUACGCUUUUGGAUAAAAUUCAGGCCUAAAUCUUCUUAAUUCAAAUUCUGAA
Molecule: messenger RNA, 899 nt
Organism: Moneuplotes crassus
Lineage: Eukaryota; Ciliophora; Spirotrichea; Euplotida; Euplotidae
Source: the annotation of a GenBank genome assembly